This is a messenger RNA of Zasmidium cellare ATCC 36951, 1860 nucleotides long. RefSeq lists its product as uncharacterized. Gene Ontology annotation, molecular function: DNA binding; DNA-binding transcription factor activity, RNA polymerase II-specific; zinc ion binding. Bases 1 to 1860 code for a protein of 619 amino acids. The record is from RefSeq and is a predicted model, not a curated record. NCBI's taxonomy places the organism in Eukaryota, Fungi, Ascomycota, Dothideomycetes, Mycosphaerellales, Mycosphaerellaceae. The transcript has 5 exons. Gene Ontology annotation, biological process: DNA-templated transcription; regulation of DNA-templated transcription. Gene Ontology annotation, cellular component: nucleus.
AUGACGGCCGACGGUUCCACGCAACGGGCUUCUCAAGUAUGCAAUAAUUGCAAGACCCGGAAGAAAGGCUGUGACAAGCAGUUGCCUACAUGUGGGUACUGCAGCAAGCGAGGCCUGGAGUGUCGCUAUGAUCGUACACCGGACUCGCGGCCCGAGGGCGCCUCGGUAGGCAGCAUAGCGGACCUCCUAUCGUGCAGCACUGGACCAGCACUGGACGGUGUCGUGAACCUUCAGGUUUGCCAUGCUAUACAUCGCACGGGCAUAUCCAUCGAUGAGCUUACGAGUCGAUUUUUCCACUACUUUCAUCAGUGGUUGCCGAUCAUUUCUCCGGCAACAUUCCGAGAGACAGCCGCCAAAUACCAACAUGGGGUGCCUCCUGCGGAUUUUUCGAUGCUCCUGCUUUCGAUGUAUGUCAUCGUGCUGAGACCUAUUGAUGGGUCUCUAGUCGCGCCAAAGGACGACAUUCAACCGAAAGACUUGUAUCACACAGCCAAGGUGUUCCUCAGUCAUGUGCAGACCAGGCUGUGUGCAUCGAUCCUCCUGGUGCAAGCCACCAUCCUCAUUGCCGAGUACGAGUAUGUGUGCGGCAAGCCUGGAGGCGCAUACGUGUCCCUGGGCCUCGCACUCAGAAUGGGCUACGUUCUCGAGCUUCAGCACAGCGUCAUGCCGGACAGCCUACACAAAGGACCCCAUCUCCAGCAUAGCAGAGCCGAGCAGAGAAAUCUAUGGUGGGGUAUCGUUGUGAUGGAGCGCCUGAUCGUUCUCGAACUCCCUUCCAAAGGCCCCAGCCUCUCGACACGCUACCCAUGCGGCGACUUCGAGUUUCCUGUAGACCUCAACGACAACAUGAACUGCAAAACACCAAACGACAAAGGACCCGGCGGUCAUCACGACCAUGUCAUUAAAGACGACUUUGCAAACAUCGUCAAGGCCUGUUUUUACCUCGAUGCGGUCCUCACGGCAAUGGACUGCAUAGAUGUGCCAGAAACUCGAAGUGAUCUUGAUGCACAAAUUCUCGGCUUCCUCAGAGAUGCCAUGGGAUCUAGUGCACACGCACCUCAUUCUGAGACGCUUACAAUCGCUACGAGAUCACUCAUGCUACGCCAUCAAACCAUAUUGAAUCGACUCCCGCCUGAGAAAAUCGAACAAAACCGGAGCACAGAAGACGCUCUCGACUCCGCCGCUACCAUGAUCCUUGAAGCAGCUUACGAUCACAGCGAGCAUUUCGAUGUCAUCGAUGCUCUAUCACUUUCCUGCUUUUAUUGCCUGGACGUUGCUUUUCAACAAUAUGAGAAGCGUCCAAAUCUCAAACAGCAGAGCCAUAUCACCCAAGCUGCCGACAUAAGCACACCACCGCCGGCACCCAACACUCACAGUAGAAAACCUCAACCCAGCCGAAACCGUGGCCGCACAACUCCCAACCGGCACCGUCGCCGUGGGCCCCAACGUCACCGCCGUCGAAAUUCCCAACCCCUCCACCUGCCCCACCCUAAGCACAAUCUGCGCACCCCCAGCAACCGUAAAAUUCCUCAAACAAUUCCCCUUACUCGGCUGUCCGAACGUCGGCAAAUCACACGCGAAGACAUUAUCCGCGCGGCACGGCGUCAGCGGCAUGCCGCCCUGCGGGAAGAAGUCCUCGCAGAUUUUGGAGCAGGGCGCGUUCCAGUUCGGGUCGGUGCAGCUGCCUCGGGAGUAGAAGCCGUUGGCGAUGCAGAGGCCGUUGUCGGUGCAGAAGUCGUUGGGGCUGCAGCAGGUCGAGACGGCGGCCGCGGAGUCGCAGGGGAGGUCGGCGGAUUCGGUUACGCCGUCGAUGAAGUAGCAGGUUGCGUGGGUGGAGGGGACGCAGAGGAUGAGGAAUGA